CUCAGAUUUCUCCUACUUUCGUCUACUUAGCCUUAGAUUCUCCUUGAAAAUCUUUGGCUAGGUUUCAAUGGGGCAACAACAAUCGAAAGACGAAUUGCUAUAUCAGCAAGUCAACUACGGUAACACCGAAGGCAUCAAAGCUCUUCGCUCCGACGGUGCUGGCCUUGAGUGGAUUGAUAGCGAAGGGAAGACUCCAUUGAUUGUGGCUUGUAUGAAUCAGGAACUUUAUAAUGUUGCCAAGACUUUGAUAGAAUUGGGUGCUAAUGUGAAUGCUUAUCGUCCUGGACGCAAUGCUGGGACUGCUUUACAUCAUGCAGCAAAAAAGGGCCUUGAACAGACUGUCAAAUUACUUCUUUCACAUGGAGCAAAUGCAUUGGCGAUGAAUGAUGACUGUCAAACACCACUUGCAGUUGCUAGAGUCAAAGGGUUCAGCAAUGUUGUCCGUGCAAUUGAGAGCCAUCUCUGUUUGUUCUCUGGUUGGCUGCGGGAGCUUUACGGGCCGGGCUUUCUUGAAUUACUUGCUCCUCAGUUGCUUUCAAGAAAAAUUUGGGUGGUUGUUUUACCAUGCGGUUCCCGGAAUCUUUCUAAACCAUUCAAAUUGGAGCUUGCUGUAUAUAAUAAUUUACAGGUUGCCCAACCUCGCUUACUUAUUGCACUGUGGAAGGCUAACAUGGAGGAACCGAAAUUUAACCACCCUGACCCAACAGUGAUCAUUUCUGACAAUUCCACCAAGACCCGCAUUAAACUUGCAGCUGCCAGUGAAAGCGAUGUACAACAGUUGCAGAGAUUUUGCAAUGCGUGCAAAGGAAUUCCUCAGGUAAUGCAUCCGUCUUUUCCUUUCAACACCCAAGCUCCUGCUAUUCCAGCUACUGCCCCACCAAGUGCAGAGGAUGAAGAAGUAGCAAUGGCAAUCAAUGCCUCCCUUCAGUCCUCUAUGCAAGAGAGACCACCUCUUCCUGAUGCUCACCCAGUCUAUGAAGCAAAUGAUUCCACCACUUGGACUAAUCCCGUAGAUUUACCCAGUCAGAGUGGUGGCAGUGCAAUGGGACCUCUUCCUUCAAAAGGAAGUAGCAGUGAAUCGGAAAUCCAGGAAGCCGGUCUGAGUAGCACUCCAGCUCAGCAUAUCCACACCCACAGUGACAUAUCUUCUGCUGUCCAAACGAUGCCUGAGAGUCCUGUCCCAGCCUCAAUCCCUUCAGCCCCACCUAUUGCGGAUGAGGUUCUAGUUGAUGGUCCGAUACAUUAUCCAACAAUUGAUUUCAGCCCUGUUGACAUAUCUUCCCCUGUCAUAGAGCCUUCACCUGCUAGAGAAGAUGAUAAGAAAGAAGAUACGGGUGCUUCUUCAUCGUGUGUUAUAUGUUUGGAUGCUCCAGUUGAGGGGGCUUGCAUCCCAUGUGGCCACAUGGCUGGAUGCAUGUCUUGUUUAAGCGAGGUUAAAGCCAAGAAGUGGGGUUGCCCUAUUUGUCGUGCCAAGAUCAAUCAGGUUAUACGUCUGUACACUGUUUGAUUGUUGAAGCAGGAUAUGAUGAAGCUCUAUAUGGUAAGUUACUUUGGCUAUCUGAGAGAGACCUUUGGUAUCUCUCUUAAAUUAUGUGAAUGGAAAGGAUACAGAGAGGCUUAUGUGAAGAUGAGUUGUAAUCAUACUCACAUAUUGAGCAGACUGGUAGUGCAAGAUUGCAACAUACCAACUUGCUGGUUUAUAGAAAUUGGGUAAAAUCAUUUCUUUUUAUACUGUUGUAUAUUGAAAUCGAGUCCAGCUCAUCCUCGCCUUGUUGAUAUAUUUCCUAUAUAUCGAGAUAUGUGAGUAAAACUGUAAAAUUUCUUCUGUACCGGUACAAUUGAACUCAAGAUUGAAAUUUGUAUUCCGCGGUUGUAACUAUGUUGUAUAUCUCUAUGUCGAACAAGUUGGGAUCCUUUGUACUAUAUAAUUCGGUGCUUGGUUGCUGUUUU
Ilex paraguariensis (yerba mate) is the source of this 1950-nucleotide messenger RNA. The record is from the annotation of a GenBank genome assembly. Lineage: Eukaryota; Viridiplantae; Streptophyta; Magnoliopsida; Aquifoliales; Aquifoliaceae.